Molecule: messenger RNA, 949 nt
Organism: Quercus robur (English oak)
Lineage: Eukaryota; Viridiplantae; Streptophyta; Magnoliopsida; Fagales; Fagaceae
Product: V-type proton ATPase subunit c''2-like
Exons: 4
Coding region: 137-676 (179 amino acids)
Biological process (GO): proton transmembrane transport
Cellular component (GO): proton-transporting V-type ATPase, V0 domain
Molecular function (GO): proton-transporting ATPase activity, rotational mechanism
Source: RefSeq, a predicted model, not a curated record
UAGGACAUUGAGCCCAAUAGAACUACGCUGUCCCACAAAGAGGAGAUAGGAAAGCACCGGGAAAGAGAGAGAGAGAGAGAGAGAGAGCGAUUCAGAAAUCAAAAUCACAUUUGCGAGCAGCAGAUCAGAUUGGAUCAUGUCAAGCACAGGAGCAUAUCCGGGCACGUGGGCCCACGCCCUCGUAAAGGUGUCCCCCUACACCUUCUCCGCCAUCGGUAUCGCCAUCGCCAUCGGCGUCUCCGUCCUCGGCGCCGCCUGGGGUAUUUACAUAACCGGAAGCAGUUUGAUCGGCGCUGCGAUCAAAGCUCCCCGUAUUACUUCCAAAAAUCUUAUUAGUGUUAUCUUUUGUGAAGCUGUUGCUAUUUAUGGUGUCAUUGUGGCAAUUAUUCUACAAACAAAGCUAGAGAGUGUUCCACAAUCACAGAUCUAUGAACCCGAGUCUCUUAGAGCAGGAUAUGCAAUCUUCGCGUCUGGGAUUAUCGUGGGCUUUGCAAACCUUGUCUGCGGGGUGUGUGUUGGAAUCAUUGGAAGCAGCUGUGCUUUAUCUGAUGCUCAAAACUCCACUCUUUUUGUGAAGAUACUUGUGAUCGAAAUCUUUGGUAGUGCACUUGGGUUGUUUGGAGUGAUUGUGGGAAUUAUCAUGUCAGCUCAAGCAACAUGGCCGGCAAAAGCGUAAUUUGCUGUUCUCAUUGGAACACUAUGAAGAGGUUAUGACAGAGUGCAGUGUAUUAUGUAUUGUAAAUGGACUUUGUAUCUUGUUCUUUCAGCCGUUAUUAAUAGGCAUCAUAAAAGUUGGUGUGGAGAUAGAAAUUCAUUUCUGUUGAUGGAAAUGAAUUUGUUAGCAUGUUAAGGUUGGUAUGGAGAUUCAUUUGCCUUAUUGUAAUGUUGGGCUGCAUUCCAGCGGAAGCAGAAGAAAUUUUAGGAAUGUGUAUCAUUCUGUUGACUUUUU